This is a messenger RNA of Juglans regia (Persian walnut), 2468 nucleotides long. RefSeq names its product probable leucine-rich repeat receptor-like protein kinase At1g35710. The transcript is spliced from 2 exons. Gene Ontology annotation, molecular function: protein binding; protein kinase activity; ATP binding. Gene Ontology annotation, biological process: protein phosphorylation; hormone-mediated signaling pathway. Gene Ontology annotation, cellular component: plasma membrane. The coding region runs from base 5 to 2233 and encodes 742 amino acids. Lineage: Eukaryota; Viridiplantae; Streptophyta; Magnoliopsida; Fagales; Juglandaceae. The record is from RefSeq and is a predicted model, not a curated record.
AAAAAUGGCAACAGUCUCCCUUUCCAUUUCCAUACCGAUGGUAGCAUGGGCUAUCUGGAUCCUAUUAUGCGGAAAGUGUUUGGAUAAUGCACUUCAUCAGCUUGUUGUUGCUGCAUUUGGAUCAUCUGCCCUUCAACUUAAACAAGCCAAGGCUUUGCAGGAGACUGAGUGGUGGCCGUCCACUACUACCCAAGCAAGUAGUAAUUGUUCAAGUGCUUGCCAUUGGGAUGGUAUUACUUGCAAUGUUGGUGGAAGCGUCACAACCAUCCAAAGAUCUCAUCAUGGUUUGGGAGGUCAGUUGAAACUCAACUUCUCUUUAUUCCCAAGCUUAGACAGGCUUGAUCUUAAUGGGAACAACCUUACGGGGCUCAUCCCACUUGAGAUAGGGAUGUUGAAAAAUCUAACCCAUUUAGACCUUUCUUCGAACAUGCUCGUCGGUCCAAUCCCUUCCACACUUGGCAAUUUAACUAAUUUGAAAUAUUUAGAACUUAGUCAGAAUAAAAUCAAUGGAUCCAUUCCCUCCGAAAUAGGGAUGCUAAAAAAUCUGACUUAUGCAUAUCUUCAUGUGAACAUGCUCGUUGGUCCAAUCCCUACUAGUUUGGUUCAUUUAACUAAUUUAAAAUGUUUACAUCUCAGUUUAAAUCAAAUCAAUGGAUCCAUUCCCUCCGAAAUAGGGAGUCUAAAAAAUCUGACCACUUUAUACCUUUCUUUGAACAUGCUCAUCGGUCCAAUCCCAACCACCCUAGGUCAUUUAACUAAUUUGAAAUAUUUGACCCUUCGUUAUAACAAAAUCAAUGGAUCCAUUCCCUCCGAAAUAGGGAUGCUUAAAAUUUUGAACUUCCUUAACCUUAGCCAUAACUUUAUUAGUGGAGAAAUACCUAGCGCACUUGGGACUAUUGCCCCUCUAUGGAUUUUGGAUCUUAGCUACAAUAAUCUUACGGGAAACAUUCCCUCUUUUCUCAUUGGUAUACAAAGACUUAACUUAUCACAUAAUUCUUUGGAGGGCCAAAUUCCAGACGGUUAUGCUCUGUAUCAUACCUCCAACACAUUAAAUGGCAAUAAGGAUUUAUGCGGUCAGUUCAAGAUUUUCCCACCAUGUCCAAAAAGUAAAAAAUCAAUCGUAACCAAAAUAGAAACUUUUGCACCAAUCACCAUUUUCCUCGGAUUCCUAGUCAUUGGGGGGGGGGGUAUUCUCUUGUCCCGUUGUAUGUUCAAGAAAAAUCAGAUUGAGUCUAGGGGAUUAAAGAAUGGAAACAUAUUCUCGAUAUGGAAUUAUGACGGACAUAUUGCAUAUGAAGACAUUAUUGAAGCAACUGAGGAUUUUGAUAUCAAAUAUUGCAUUGGAACUGGUGGUUAUGGUAGCGUUUACAGAGCAGAAUUACCAAGCAGAAAUGUGGUUGCCUUAAAGAAACUUCAUCAGAGAGAGGCUGAGAAUCCAGUUUUCUAUAAGAGUUUUAUAAAUGAGGUUACGGUGUUAACAGAUAUUCGACAUCGAAAUAUUGUGAAGCUGCAUGGGUUCUGUGUACAUAAAGGAUGCAGAUUUUUAAUUUAUGAGUACAUGGAAAGGGGAAGCCUAUUUUGUGUCCUAAGAAAUGUUGAUGAAGCUAUGGAAUUGGAUUGGAGCAAGAGGGUAAACAUCAUCAAAGGCAUAGCACACGCCUUAUCUUACAUGCAUCAUGAUUGCAUCCCAGCAAUUGUUCAUAGGGAUUUAUCAUCCAACAACAUUUUGCUGAACUCCGAAUUCCAAGGUUUUAUAUCUGACUUUGGAGCUGCUAAACUCCUUGAUCCUGACUCCUCCAAUCAGACAUUGGUUGUUGGCACAUAUGGUUAUAUUGCUCCAGAGUUUGCCUACACGAUGACAGUUACUGAAAAAUGCGAUGUAUAUAGCUUUGGAGUGGUGGCAAUAGAAGUAUUAAUGGGAAGGCAUCCGGGAGAACUCUUGUCCUCAUUAUCAUCAUCAUCAUCAUCAUCUCAAAAUAUAAUGUUGAAUGAAAUAUUAGACCAACGUCUGCCACCUCCAAAUCGUCUAAUUGGACAAGAGAUUUUGCUUGUUGCUACAAUAGCAUUUGCAUGUCUGCACACUCAGCCAAAGUCUCGGCCUACAAUGAAAUGUGUGUCACAAGAAUUUCUCUCUCGCAGGAAGCCGAAUGACAUACCCUUGACUACGGUUUCACUCUCGCAACUGAGGAAACAAGCAUCACAUAUGGCAGGGUCAGGAUUUGCUUAUUGUUAGGGGGUUUGGUGUGCUGUCAAUGUGUUGUUUACAUUUCUCAGUCUUUUUUUAAGAAAAACAUUAUUUAUUAGCAUUCCAAAUCACCCCAUAAACUUGAAUUACUCACUUUUCAAGGUUGGAAGCCGCUGAAACAGAAUGGGGCCAGUGUGUUUGUAUGAGAUAAGUGCGUAAAUAGAAAGUAGAUGUGAAUUAAGUAAAAUCUGAUAGAGAAUUUCAGCAGAUUCGUCAUUUCUUC